This is a messenger RNA of Emericellopsis atlantica, 2035 nucleotides long. RefSeq lists its product as uncharacterized. Gene Ontology annotation, cellular component: nucleus. Bases 80 to 1642 code for a protein of 520 amino acids. Lineage: Eukaryota; Fungi; Ascomycota; Sordariomycetes; Hypocreales; Bionectriaceae. The record is from RefSeq and is a predicted model, not a curated record. Gene Ontology annotation, biological process: positive regulation of transcription by RNA polymerase II; intracellular iron ion homeostasis; intracellular copper ion homeostasis. The transcript is spliced from 2 exons. Gene Ontology annotation, molecular function: DNA-binding transcription factor activity, RNA polymerase II-specific; copper ion binding; RNA polymerase II cis-regulatory region sequence-specific DNA binding.
GACCGACCUUCAGCCAGGGCGCUUACUCUAUCUUAUGGUACCUUGACUUUGCGCCGCUGUCUCACCUCGAUAUCUCAUCAUGCCUCUCAUCAACGGACAAAAGAUGGCCUGCGAGCCAUGCAUCCGCGGCCAUCGUUCGACAAAGUGUACUCACGCCAAUGAGCGGCUCAUGGUACCGGUGCGGAAACCCGGUCGUCCAUUGUCAUCUUGCCCGCAUCCAAGCUCCAAACCAUGUGCGUGCAGCGGUCAGGUCACAGCUGCGAUACCGAGAAAGCAGAAAUGCAGCUGUGGGGAAGGGAGCACCACGACGCCGACGACGACAGCAACAACCGCGCCGGCGACAGAGGCCAGGCUCGAGGAGGAGAGCACAUCGCCCACCAGCAGCGGCAACGGUGGAGGCUAUCGAGUAUCUAAAUCGAGACGGGCGAGUGCCGCCGUGAGGAACUUCAACCCAAGCGGUAUGGAAAAGAUGGACGCGGCGGGCCAGCUCAACCUUGUGUCUGCGGGAGGUUCACAACAGAUGACACCAAUGACCAGUGCGCCAGGGACACCUUUGGGUGCGUUGCCCAUGCAGCAAUACUUCGACAUGUCAGGACUGGAGACGAAUGGCUAUUCGGCAGCCUACACCGUGCAUCCUCAACGGAUGAUGCCUGUACCUGCAAAUGGCACACCGCCCACAACAAACGGCUCGGCCAUGUCCAAGGCCCCAGCAGCAAAGGGGAGUUGCUGCGGAGGGUCGAAGGAGGAGCCAGUGGAGAGCGAGAGUCCCGCGCCGACGCCGUCCACGACAUCGAGUUCAUCGCCCCGGAUCAAGAGCAACGGAGACAAAGCAGGGUCUACCAAAGGCUGUUGUUCCUCUAAAGCGACGCCUGCGGCACAAACGCCCGCUGCAAUACCAAUGGCACAAACGCCCAUGGGCCAUCCGGGCAUCAUCAUGCCUACUUUCCCGCAGGCAAUAGGCAUGCCAAACGGCAUGUAUCCCUUCUUUGCGCACCCCGGGAUAUUCACCUAUCCACCUCAGUAUGGCACGUUCGGGCAUCCACUACAGCCUGACCAGUGGCGGCAGAUGAUGGCGCAUGGCUUCGUCGGGCAGCCCAUGGCAGUGAAUGGUUUCACCAUGCCGGCACAGCCCGGCACCGCGCCAGUCCCAUACCCUCAAAACACAAAUGUCGCCCAGACACACCAGCAAGACGCGACACCCAGCGUCCCGGGAACAUCCCAUCACUGCUCAUGUGGUUCGGACUGCAGCUGUAUCGGAUGCGCAGCUCAUCCGUACAACGAAGCCACUCAGGAAUACGUCCGCUCCGCUUGGUCCACCAUGCUCAACGAGCAGCAACAGCAGCCGCAGCAACAACAACAAGUGCAGUCCAACGGCCACACACCCCAGAACGAAGCAAACCAGAACGACAAUAACGGCACCGGGCCACAUACACCCUCCGACGCCGCCUCAGCUCUGAGCGCCGAGGAGCAAACGCUCUCCGCGGAUGACUUUUUCUUCGUGAGCUACCCGUUCGGUGAUCCGUGUGCAGGUGAUGGCACGAGCUGUGCCUGUGUCGAGGACUGCCAGUGCAUGCCGCCCUUGCCCUGGUCACCCAUAGAACUGCCGAGUGCGUCUCCAGAGCCCCCGCCAGCAGCAUCCUGAAAGUACUAAGGGGAAGGGCGUGACGCUACUGUCGCCCUCAGAGUAUUGUUGAAGAGGGCAUCGUGAAUAUAGCUGCAACCUCCGCCUCCAUAUAGUAAUCAAGCUGAGCACAUAUGACUUCCGGGUCUUGGUAUAUGCCAAACAAUUCAACUCAAAGAAUUACAUGCGUGUCAAUUGUAGUUGGACUACUUGCGCAGAGAGAGACAGAGGGUGGCGCUGCUGCCUUAAAGUGCUUUGUCGCGUGCCGGUGGGGCCCACGGCUCAAAGUUCCGCUACCUCGUCGUCCGGCUUGCGGCACCUACUAGGCGCGUAGCUGUACCUCCUAGUCACGUGUCUGCGCGUCCGCUCGCCUGGUCCCGACCCGCGUCGAUCAACACGGGUGGCAUGCGCGAC